Messenger RNA from Blastomyces gilchristii SLH14081, 2752 nucleotides. RefSeq names its product amidophosphoribosyltransferase. The coding region runs from base 507 to 2357 and encodes 616 amino acids. Gene Ontology annotation, biological process: purine nucleobase biosynthetic process; purine nucleotide biosynthetic process. Gene Ontology annotation, cellular component: cytoplasm. The transcript is spliced from 3 exons. The record is from RefSeq and is a predicted model, not a curated record. Lineage: Eukaryota; Fungi; Ascomycota; Eurotiomycetes; Onygenales; Ajellomycetaceae. Gene Ontology annotation, molecular function: amidophosphoribosyltransferase activity.
GGAGAAGUUAUUUAACUAGCAAAAAUCUAAGUUUUCUCCCGCCGGUGAACCGCAACCUUCUUCUUUUUAUUCUUUUUUCUGCCCAACUCCACUCACUCCGCUAAGAAAAUAACUUCUUCAAUAAUCAUCAUGUCCGCCGCUAUUCUUCUUCUCCCAGUCUCCGUCUCCGUCUCCGUCUCCGUCUCCGCCUCCACCUCCUACUACUCCUAUCCCCCGAUCUCUGUUUCUUUUCUACUCGCGUCUUCAUUAUGUUGUAGAUUUGCUCUCUCUUCCUGCUCCUCUCCCCUCCCCGCCGCCUCCGCCGCCGCCGUCGUUAACCCAACAUGAUCUAAGCAAGCUUUUUUUCCGUCUCAACUCGCUCUUACUAGAUCUCUUUUUACCCCUCCAAAUAUCCCCGUACCAGGUGGUAAAUUUAUAAAUUCCUUCUCCCUAUUUCUAAGAAAUCCAGCGGGAAAGAAAAAAAAAUUCCCAAAUAUCUAGUUACUUCUAUAUAAUCCACGCCCAAUAUGUGCGGCAUCCUAGCCCUCAUCCUUGCGGACCCCAAGGCCAGCGCCAGCAUUGACCUCCACGAGGCCCUCUACCUACUCCAACACCGUGGCCAAGAUGCCUGCGGAAUCUCAACCUGUGCCUCCGGCGGCCGCAUAUUCCAAUGCAAAGGAAAUGGCAUGGCUGCAAAGGUGUUCAACGACGGAGCCCGCGUUGCCGACCUUCCCGGCUUCAUGGGCAUUGCACAUCUCAGAUACCCCACAGCUGGCAGCAGUGCCAAUGCUGAAGCACAGCCGUUUUACGUCAACAGCCCCUAUGGCAUCACACUAGCCCACAACGGCAACCUCAUCAACGCCAGCGACCUCAAGAGCUUCCUCGAUUACGACGCCCACCGCCACAUCAACACGGACAGCGACAGCGAGCUGAUGCUCAACGUCUUCGCCAAUGAGCUGAACGAGACGAAAAAGGCCCGCGUCAACCACCAGGACGUCUUCACAAGUCUAAGCCGCAUGUACGAGCGCUGCCAGGGCGGCUGGGCCUGUACGGCCAUGAUAGCCGGUUUUGGCGUCCUGGGUUUCCGCGACGCAUACGGUAUCCGUCCCUUGGUCCUCGGCUCGCGCCCAUCCGCCACCGGCGAGGGGAUGGAUUACAUGAUGGCAUCUGAAUCCGUUGCGCUCGACCAGCUAGGUUUCACCACGUUCCAGGACAUCCAACCAGGCGAGGCCGUCAUUAUCCAGAAGGGAGGCAAGCCCGUCUUCCGCCAAGUAUACCCCAAGCAAAACUACACCCCGGACAUCUUCGAAUACGUCUACUUCGCGCGCCCAGACUCCGUCAUCGACGGGAUCAGCGUGUACCGCAGCCGGCAGCGCAUGGGCGACAAGCUCGCGCAGACCAUCUACAAGACCCUGGGCGCCAAAGCCAUCGAGGAAAUCGACGUCGUGAUCCCCAUCCCCGAAACCUCAAACACGUCCGCGGCCAGUGUCGCGCGCUACCUCGACAAACCCUAUUGCCAGGGCUUCAUCAAGAACCGCUAUGUGUUCCGCACGUUUAUCAUGCCGGAGCAAAAGGCGCGGCAGAAGGGCGUGCGGCGGAAGCUGAAUGCCAUGGCCGCGGAGUUCAAGGACCGCAAUGUCCUGCUUGUUGACGAUAGUAUCGUGCGCGGCACGACGAGCAGGGAAAUCGUCACCAUGGCCCGUGAGGCGGGUGCGAAGACGGUGCAUUUUGCCAGUUGUGCUCCGCCAAUAGCCCACGCCCACAUCUACGGCAUCGACCUCGCCUCCCCAAGCGAACUCGUUGCACACAACCGCGACGCAGCCUCCAUCGCCCGCCACAUCGGCGCCGACACCGUAAUCUUCCAAACCCUCUCAGACCUCAAAGAAGCCUGCGUCGAAAGCUCCCAGGACGACCCCACGCGGCCACAGAACUUCGAAGUCGGCGUCUUCUGCGGCUCGUACAUCACGCCCGUGCCCGAGGGCUAUUUCGAGCACUUGGAGAAGGUGCGCGGGGAGGGGAGGAAGGUGAAGGUUAUCGAGAGCGCGAGGAAGGCGGUUUUGCAUGGCGUGGCGAACUCGAGGGAUAUUCGGGUUGCUGCUAAUGGGGCGGAUGUGGAUGCGUUGGGGAGGAUUGUGCCGGCGGGGAUGGAGAAUGGGGUUGUCGGUGGGUGCGGCGGGAGCGGCGGGAGCGGGAGUGGCGAUGGAGGUGGGGAUGGGGGGGUGAAUGGUGUGGGGAGUGCUGCUGGUUGUGUCGGUGGUGAUUACUCUUUGCAGACGGAGUCUGCGCGCCCGAAUGCGCAUGAUGAGGCAGACAAUGAUACGCCGCAGGUUAAGGAUCGGAUGGAUAUUGCCUUGCAUAAUUUUGGUGAUUAUUCGUAGCGCGCGUUUGUUGUUUUUCGUGUAUGGGGAGGGGUGUAUUUCUUUUUGGCGUAUCAUUCCUUUUUACGUUUUAAGUCCCUCGAUGUUGUUCUUUCUUUUCUUUUCUUUUUUGUCAUGCUUUGUUAUGGUUGAUGAUCUUGAAUGUGUUUCCCCCUUUUCCAAUCUCAUUAUUAUAUUCUCUUGACAUAUUCUCAUUUAUGUAUCAUUCACACCGGACAUAGUUUACCUUAGCUACUCUUUUUCUUCUGCCCGAUUCUCCCCUAUUUUUGACCAGCCAUUACUCAAUAAGACAGAGGUUACAUGAAUUCAAUUUUUAUCCACUUGAGUUCAUUCACCUAAUAUAUGUUGAUAAUUCUUUAUAUAUGUAGCAAGUAUUCAUUGAAAUAGAUCUGUAU